Molecule: messenger RNA, 990 nt
Organism: Manacus vitellinus (golden-collared manakin)
Lineage: Eukaryota; Metazoa; Chordata; Aves; Passeriformes; Pipridae
Product: gastricsin-like
Exons: 6
Coding region: 1-990 (329 amino acids)
Biological process (GO): proteolysis
Molecular function (GO): aspartic-type endopeptidase activity
Source: RefSeq, a predicted model, not a curated record
AUGACCCCGGGGCUGCGCGGUCCCCGUGCCAGGGGACGCACGACACUUGUGCAAGGAACUGCACGAUCCUGGUGCAAAGGGCUGCACGGCGCGGGCACAGCCCUGCCUUCACCCCGCUCCGGGGGUGGAAAACCCGAUUUUUGGGGAGGANAGGAUCACACCAGGUUCAACCACAGCCUGUCGUCCACCUUCCUGGGCACCGACGUGACCUACACCCUGAGAUAUGGGUUCGGGGACCUGUCGGUGGUGCUGGGAUAUGACACGGUGACAAUCCAGAACAUCGUCAUCAGGAACCAGGAGUUUGGCCUGAGCCUGUAUGAGCCCAGCAGACCCUUUUACUACCUGGAUUUUGAUGGGAUUUUGGGCAUGGCUUACCCAGGCGUUGCCAUCAGUGGUUUCAACACGCUGAUGCAGAACAUGCUGCAGCAGAACCAGCUCAGUGAACCCAUCUUCAGCUUCUACUUCUCUCGCAACCCAACAUAUAGUUACGGUGGGGAAGUCAUCCUGGGGGGGGCUGACCCCCAGCUGUACUCCGGGGAGGUUUUAUGGGCUCCUGUGGUCCAGGAAUUGUACUGGAAGAUCAGUAUCGAGGAGUUCUCCAUUGGGUAUUCAGUCACCAGCUGGUGCAGCCAGGGCUGCCAUGGCAUUGUGGACACUGGGACAUUCCUGCUGACCAUCCCAGGGCAGUUCAUGCCAGCCCUGCUGCAGGCGCUGGGCGCAGAGGAGAGUGACUACGGGUUCCUCGUUGACUGCAGCAGUGUCCCAAACAUGCCCACCCUCUACUUUGCCAUCAGUGGGGCCUGGUUGUCGCUGCCUCCCACUGUCUAUGUCCUAGAGAACGAUAGCAUCUGCACCGUGGGGGUCGAGAGCACUUAUGUGUCCUCUGCCAGUGGCCAGCCCCUCUGGAUCCUCGGCAACCUCUUCCUCAGGCAGUAUUACUCCAUCUUCGACAUGGCCAACAACAGAGUUGGCUUUGCCCUGGCAACUUAG